AUGGCUACAGCUUCGCCGCCAUUUACGUCUACAAGAGAGACUACCAACUAUGCAAGGUUAUGCCGCCUCCUGGUAGGUGUAGGAACUCAGGUGCUGCGGUCCACUUUUGACAAAAUACAUCCACCAGCUACUCUACAGACAGUUUUGGGAAGUACCUCAGUGCAUUACGCCAAAUUGCAAUCACUGUACAAAGGGAAGAAGAAAGUACUGAAUCCCACGCAAUGGGGAAAGUUGUACCCUUCUCACUCAGCCGUGUCAUCCGCAACCUUCGAUGUCACACUUUUAACAGUGUUACUUAGAAGUAUCUGUGGUUUAAGCCCUCCUGCCAAUGGAUGGGAUCAUCUUCCCCUAGCUGAAAACAUGAGCAUCGCAGAUGACAUCGCCAGAGUGAAAUAUUACAGGAACACUGUAUACGGCCAUGCUUCUCAAGCCUCUGUGGAUGACAGUAGCUUCAGUGCUUGCUGGCAAGAGAUACGGGAAGCUUUGGUGAGAUUGGGAGGAGCUCAUUUCCGAGGUAAAAUCGACAAUCUUGAACACGACUGCAUGGAUCCGGUUAUCGAGGAGCAUUAUAGAGAACUGAUGAAACAAUGGAAGAAAGACGACGACAGUAUUAAAGACAAACUUGAAGAAAUUGAAGAUUCGCUGGACAAGAUAGAGAUUGAAAUGAAAGAGGUGAAAGAAAAGCUUAGUAGUCUGACGGCCUCAGCGGAAAAAAGCACACAAGAAGAUACCACGAAAUUGUCUCUUGAAAAAUUAAUAGGCGAAAUAGCAAAGAUGGACAGCGAACUGAAAGAAGUGAAGGAAAAGAUGUGUGCUUCGACAGCCCCAGUCGCAGAAAACAAAGAUGAAGGUAGUUUUGAUCCAACUAAGCUUAUCAAUGGAAUUCUCCAGCUGUACAAGACUCGGGAGGGAUGGCUCUCACCGUUUCCAUGGUGUGAAGAGUUUCAGUUUUUUCUUGGCAAGAUUUUUACGAGGCUCAAAGUGGUCAGAAGAAAGAAAACGAGAGGAAAAAUCACUGACGUAUUUGUUGACAUGUCGUCAAUAUUAGACCCGCAUGAAGAGUGUUCAGCGCCAAGAACAGUUUUGAUUGAAGGAGAACCUGGUAUAGGAAAAACCACCUACUGUAAAAAGUAUGUUUACGACUGGGCCACAAAGAAGCAGGGCUGCGGCUCAACAGCAUUCAAAGCAGUAUUGUUGCUGAAAUGUCGAGACAUCCAUUUUGAUGUUUGGGGAGCCAUUGAUGAUCAACUUCUGCCUCGAGACAUCGACGAAGAAGUCAAACAACAAUUCUUUCAGUUCAUUCGUGAAAAUCAGUCCAGCAUUUUAUUGAUAUUGGAUGGAUUAGAUGAGUUACCAUCCAGCAAAUUUUCGAUGUUUUCCGAAUUAAUUGAAGGAAAAGUACUCCCCAGAUGCCACAUAGUUGCAACAGCAAGACACGAAGCUGGGAAAGAGGUGAGGAAAUGUUGUGACACGCUGCUUCAGAUCGAAGGAUUUACUGAAAAGCAUGUGAGGGGAUUUGUCACCAUGUACUUUAAAGAAAGGCCGGAUUUAGCCACCAAGCUCUUGGAACGGAUGUCUCGAGAUAAAAACCUUAAAGAAAUGGCAGCCAAUCCUCUAAACACAGCACUUCUUUGCCUUUUAUGUGAAGAGUUUGAGGGUGCAUUCUCAGAAAACAGAGCUCAACUGUACUUGGAUAUGGUUGAAUGUGUUUUGACAAGAUACAGAAAAAAGAAGGGACUACCAGAAAUUGGAGAAGACCUGACAAACCAUUACAAACCGCAACUGAAUCGACUUGGGCUGGUAGCGUUGAAUGGUUUACUCAACGACAAGUUGGAUUUUAAUGAAAGUGAAUUGGGAAACCAUGCAAAAGAGUUGACUGAAUUUGGAUUUCUGUCAGUGCAACCUGGUGGCAACAAAUUGAGACAAAAACUGCAUUAUGCUUUCUUACAUAAAAGUUUUCAAGAAUUCUUUGCAGCAUUCUUCAUUUGUUCUCAGAUUCAAAACAAGAAAAUUACAUCUGCAGAACUAGUCUCCGAUCCCAGGUAUUUCGUUAAACUUAAACAAGUACUUUUGUUUUCAUGCGGAAUUUUAGCCAUGAAAUGUGAGGAACAAGUUGUGGCUCUUGUAAAGAGUUUAACAAAUGAAGUCAACAAAAAUGCAGGUCGUGGCACAAAUGUUUUACUGGAGGCCAUUAACGAAUGUAAAAGAGAAAAAGAUGAUUUUCACUCGCAGUUAGCAAAGUUGUUUGGAACUGGUUUAAAACUUACCAGUUUGCAUUUUUUGAACAAUCGUGUUGGUGAUGCCGGUGUUACAUCUAUUGCUGAGGCAAUCAAAGUCAACAAGACGCUAACCGAUUUGAAGUUGUCUUGGAAUGGUUUUGGUGAUGCCGAUGCUACAUGUAUCGCUGAGGCAAUCAAAGUCAACAAGACGCUAAUCCAUUUAUUUUUGUCUGGCGAUGGCAUUGGUGAUGUUGGUGCUUCAUCUAUUGCCGAGGCAAUCAAAGUCAACAAGAAGCUAAAGAAUUUAUUUUUGUCUAGCAAUGGUAUUGGUGAUGCCGGUGCUACAUCUAUUGCUGAGGCAAUCAAAGUCAACAAGACACUAACCAAUCUGCAAUUGUUUUACAUUCGUAUUAGUGAUGCCGGUGCCACAAGUAUUGCUGAGGCAAUCAAAGUCAACAAGACGCUAACCAAUUUGAAUUUGUCUGGUAAUGGUAUUGGUGAUGCCGGUGCUACAUCUAUUGCUGAUGCAAUCAAACUUAAUAAGACGCUAACCACUUUGCAUUUGUUGAGCAAUCAUAUUAGUGAUGCUGGUGCUAUAUCUGUUUCUGAGGCAAUCAAAGUCAACAAAACGCUAACCAAUGUAUUUUUGUUUGGCAAUGGUAUUGGUGAUGCCGGCGCUACAUCUAUUGCUGAGGCAAUCAAAGUCAACAAGACGCUAACCAAUUUGGAUUUGUUUGGCGAUGAUGUAGUGGGCGAAAACCAACGUGUGCAAACUGCCUUAAAGAAAAAUAAGGAUAGUGUGGCUCGACGUGAUAGGGAGAAUGAAGACCGCCAGAGUGAUGAUAGUGUCGAAGAGGUCAAGGAACCUGCACCAAAAAAUUCUAGAGGACUAAUUACAGGCCUCAACCUUAGUGGCGUCCACGAAAGGUAUGGGGGUGUCCUGGACAUCUUGGCAAAGAAGAAGUGCUCCCUUGCCAAGGCAAUGAGGGAAUAUGGUGUGCCUAGGAACACUUUGAGAGACUACAUAGGAAUAUGUGAGUUAAAGAUAAUUGACCCUGACAAGUACAAAACAGUUGUACAGCAGGAAUCGGGAAAAAGCGGCCAAGCGUCCGUUAAAUGCAUUGAAAAGAGUUGUCGGUUAGCCUUGAAAGGUUAUCGGGCUCAAGCUAACAAGAUGAAAGGAGAAGGCAAACUGCUGCCUUUCUACCCCGAAGAGGAUUUUUACAAUACAAAAGAUUAG
Molecule: messenger RNA, 3459 nt
Organism: Pocillopora verrucosa
Lineage: Eukaryota; Metazoa; Cnidaria; Anthozoa; Scleractinia; Pocilloporidae
Source: RefSeq, a predicted model, not a curated record